UUUUGAAAAGUCUGUGGCGUAUAUUGGAGGAAAUAACCAAGAUGGUGCUGCUAGGUGUGGUGUUAUGGGCGGGCGUUACCUUCGGGAGCCACGUCGCCCCAUACCCGCUCAAUUUGUUGGUGACCUCAGAUAUAAUUCACCCCCCGCCGAUGUACGACUUCCCGUUCCCAAGUGCUGAGAUGUUGAAAAAAUUGCCCCCCGUCACUGCCGCCAACACCAACAGCUCGAUCGCCUUCAGUAAGAUGUCGGUGUCAAUGAUGGAGCGUUUCGAGAGGAACCUGCAGGGGGCGAACAUCACGCCGAAACAGGGGUCGGCCGCCCAAGCGUUCGCGAUACAGGGCCGACCCUCCGCCGACGCCAUGCGCUACGAGAUGUCUUCGAUGAUCAUCACGAAGGCCACGCAACACCUGGGCUGGAGCAAAUGCGUGACCUACGGGUGCCCGACGGACGAGUGUGCAAGUCUGAUGAGUACGUUGACACUGCGGGAUACUGAAUUCGGGGCCGAGUGCGCCGCUCUGGAGCGCUUCACGUGUCGCACCAACAAGAUGUCCUCCAAGUACCGCACCUUCGACGGCUCGUGUAACAACCCAGUGCGCUCCUCGUGGGGCCAAGCACUUACCGGCUUCAAGCGCAUACUACACCCGAGAUACGCAGACGGCGUCGAGGAGCCACGCAAGUCAGUGCUGCCAAAGCCGUUGCCCUCGGCGCGACUCAUUAGCAACAAGGUGGCCGCCAGCGUGGACGCACCGAACGGCGAAAAGACAAUAGCCCUCGCGGUUUGGAGUCAGUUCGUGCAUCACGACUUAGUUCAUAUUCCCGUGAGGAAGACAAUCCACACGAACGAGACGCUGCGCUGCUGCGACCUGAGCGGCUUCGAGCUGGCCCCACGCCACCGCCACCCCAACUGCAUGACGAUCCGCGUUCCCGACGACGACCCCCACUUCGACGGGCGCUCCACCACGUGCAUGGAGUACACGCGCUCCGUCACCACGUACAGGGGCGACUGCACCUUCGGCGCUGCAGAGCAGAUGAACCAGGCAACGCAUUUCCUGGACGGAUCAAACAUCUACGGCACGAAUAGCAGGGACGCCGCGGCUUUGCGUGAGAAGACCGGUGGUCUUCUGAAGACCUCGGACAUCGACAGCGAGGAGCACUUACCUAUGGCCGCUUACCCCACGGAAAAAUGCUUGGUUGGGAGCGAUUCUGAAGCGUGUUUCAACACUGGAGACAUCCGCUCGAACAUGCACCCUUGGCUGACUGGGUUGCACUCUUUGUGGGUGAGGGAGCAUAACAGGGUCGCCAGGGCGCUCGCAGCGCUCAACCCGGAAUGGAACUCGGACCGCUUGUACCACGAGGCCAGGAGGGUGGUGGUCGCUGAGCUGCAGCAUAUCACCUACAAACAUUGGCUGCCCGCUCUUACCGGGAAAGCUUUCGAAGAGCUGUACGAAAGCUACGACAGCGGCUACAACUCGGACAUCGAUCCAACCAUCACCAACUCGUUCGCGACGGCCGCCUUCCACUUCUUCAACAGCCUCCUAGACCAGGACAUCGAGCUGGUGGAUGACAACCACAACGUGACUUCCACCCAAAGGCUGAAGGAGAGCUAUUUCAAGCCGGCCAUAGUCGCCACGAAGGGCGCCCUCGAGAAGGUUCUGCGGGGUAUGGUCAGCCAGAGCGUCCAGGAUUUGGAUCUGAAUUAUGACGACGAUCUGCGUCAUAGCUGGCUGGGUGGCUUGGACGUGCUGGCUGUGGACAUCCAGAGGGGAAGAGACCAUGGUCUUCCCGGUUAUGCCCAGUACAGAACCCUAUGUGGUCUAUCGGCCGUUACUACCAUACAGGAAUUGGUCGACGUCAUACCGCAAGAGACCGUUGAGAAACUGUCGAGGUAUUAUGACCACCUCAACGACAUUGAUCUGGUUGUGGGUUUGAUGGCCGAAACGCCGCUUUCCGGAUCACUGCUGGGACCAACCGCGACAUGCCUAAUCAAGGAGCAGCUGUGGCGGACGCGCGCCGGCGACCGCUACUUCUACACGCACCAGGGCGAGGCGGGCGGCUUCGGCAAGCGGCAGCUGGCCGAGCUGAGGCGCGCCUCUCUGUCGCGUCUGCUCUGUGACAACGCGCCGCUGCGGCGCGUGCAGAGGGACGCCUUCCGACCGCCCUCCGAAAGCAACCCAAUCGUGCCCUGCGAAGAAAUAAAGAAGGUUAAUUUGGAGGCCUGGCAAGACCCGUCCAAGCGUCCGGACAUUUUAACCCGAACCAACAAAUGGAUCAAGAACAAAGUGGGCAGUGUCGGAAACUCCACCAAA
Iphiclides podalirius (scarce swallowtail) is the source of this 2306-nucleotide messenger RNA. NCBI's taxonomy places the organism in Eukaryota, Metazoa, Arthropoda, Insecta, Lepidoptera, Papilionidae. The record is from the annotation of a GenBank genome assembly.